Cicer arietinum (chickpea) is the source of this 2439-nucleotide messenger RNA. Lineage: Eukaryota; Viridiplantae; Streptophyta; Magnoliopsida; Fabales; Fabaceae. The record is from RefSeq and is a predicted model, not a curated record.
AAAUACACUAUUACUACUAGUACUACUUCAAUAGUUCAAUUCAACUACUAGUGCCUAAUUCUUCGUACAUUUUCUGCCACGCUCUCAACAACAUUUUCGCUAGAAAUGGAGAGCCUGAAAUCACCUUUCAAGGGUAUUGUAAACGAUUUUAGAAGAAGAGCGUUACACUAUAAAGAUGAUUGGAUUUCUGGUCUUACUUCAGGAACCGGGAUAUUGGCCCCAACUACAUAUAUUUUCUUUGCUUCUGCUUUACCUGUUAUUGCUUUCGGCGCACAGCUCAGUCGGGACACUGAUGGAAGCUUGAGCACUGUGGAAACACUUGCUUCAACGGCCAUUUGUGGAAUCAUACACUCCAUUUUUGGUGGACAGCCUCUACUAGUACUAGGAGUGGCAGAACCUACUAUCCUUAUGUACACCUAUUUGUAUAAUUUUGCUAAAAAUAGAGAAGGAUUGGGAAGAGAACUCUUUUUGGCUUGGGCAGGAUGGGUUUGUGUAUGGACUGCUCUUUUGUUGUUUCUUCUAGCAAUAUUCAAUGCUGGCAAUAUCAUCAAUAGAUUUACAAGGAUUGCUGGUGAGCUUUUUGGCAUGUUGAUUAGUGUCUUAUUCCUUCAAGAGGCUAUCAAGGGAAUGAUAAAUGAGUUUAAAGUUCCUAAAGAAGUGGAUCCAACAUUGGAUAAAUACCAAUUUCAUUGGCUAUAUGCAAAUGGAUUGCUUGGUAUUAUAUUCACCUUUGGACUUCUCUAUACUUCUUUAAAAAGCAGAAGAGCAAGGUCAUGGUUAUAUGGAACAGGAUGGUUAAGAAGUUUCACUGCAGACUAUGGAGUUCCUCUCAUGGUGGUGGUGUGGACAGUUUUAUCAUUCAUAGUAGUAUCAAAUAAAGUACCUUCUGGAGUUCCUAGAAGACUCAUUGCACCUUUGGCUUGGGAAUCUGCAUCAUUACAUCACUGGACAGUUAUCAAAGAUAUGGGGAAGGUUUCUCCAGCACAUAUUUUUGCUGCUUUUGUUCCUGCUUUAAUGAUAGCAGGACUUUACUUUUUUGACCAUAGUGUUGCAUCUCAGUUGGCACAGCAAAAGGAAUUCAAUCUUAGGAAACCUUCUGCAUAUCACUAUGACAUAUUGUUGCUAGGAUUCAUGACUUUGUUUUGUGGACUAGUUGGCUUGCCCCCUUCAAAUGGGGUUCUGCCUCAAUCCCCUAUGCACACCAAGAGUCUGGCUGUUCUCAAGAGACAGUUGAUCCGAAGAAAGAUGGUUAAAAGUGCCAAGGAAAGCAUAAGGAAGAACGCUAGCAACUCUGAAAUAUAUGGGAAGAUGCAAGCAGUGUUUAUAGAAAUGGAUAAUAAUAUUCCUGAUGUGCAGAACAAUUCAGUGGUGAAAGAACUAGAAGAUUUGAAGGAGUUUGUCCUAAAUGGUGAAGAUAAAGGAGACAACAAUAAGAGCACAUUUGAUCCUGAGAAACACAUUGAUACAUAUUUGCCUGUGAGAGUAAAGGAGCAAAGAGUGAGCAACCUUUUACAAUCACUCUUUGUAGGAGCAGCAGUGUUUGCUAUGCCUGCCAUAAAAAUGAUACCAACUUCAGUUCUGUGGGGUUACUUUGCUUACAUGGCUAUUGAUAGUCUUCCAGGGAAUCAAUUCUGGGAAAGGAUACUGCUUCUUUUUGUAAAACCUAGUAGGUGGUACAAGUUGUUGGAAGGUGAUCAUGCUUCCUUUGUUGAGUCAGUACCUUUCAGAUAUAUAUUCUUCUUUACACUCUUCCAAUGUGUGUACUUUUUGGUUUGUUUUGGAGUGACAUGGAUUCCUAUUGCUGGAAUGUUGUUCCCUUUGCCUUUCUUUUUGCUUAUCUCAUUGAGGCAACAUAUACUACCCAAGCUGUUCAAUCCGCACCAUCUUAUGGAACUAGAUGCAGCUGAAUAUGAAGAAAUACCUGGUGCUCCAAAACUAAGUUUCAAUUUGUCCUUCAAACAGGAAGUUGAAUCACCAAGAGUUGGAUCAAAGGAAAUAGGCAAUGCUGAAAUAUUAGAUGAGUUAACAACUAACAGAGGGGAGUUGAAGGUGAGAACAAUUAGCUUCAGUGAGGAAAGAAAUAACCAGCAGGUUUAUCCUCAUGUAAUGGAUCCACAGUCACAGAAUGUAGGGGAAAGGUGACACAAUCCUUGCAGCUUAUAGUGUUGUCUCCUAUAGUUGAAGAAGGAAAAGAAGAUAUCCAUCCAUAUAGAGAUGAAGAACAAGUUUUGCACUUCUAGCUGAUGUAAUCAAGUGCUUUAGCAUGCCGGUUUUAAUGGAAUUUGUAUCUGCUAUUAGGAAAUAAAUAGUGAAAAAAUUUAUGUUCUAGUUUGCAUUCAAAUUCUAGUUAAAUGUAUAUACCGGGAGUUACUUAUAACUCUAUAACUAGAAUAUUAUGUGCCCAUCUGUGCGGUUUAAUUUUAAUUUUUUUUGGUGAUA